Molecule: messenger RNA, 2510 nt
Organism: Sclerotinia trifoliorum
Lineage: Eukaryota; Fungi; Ascomycota; Leotiomycetes; Helotiales; Sclerotiniaceae
Source: the annotation of a GenBank genome assembly
CACCAUCUACCGAAUUCAAGCAUUUUUACUUUUAUCCCUUCGUUCGUUAUUUUCCAGCAACCUCGAUCUUUUUCUUUUUUUCUUUUACCUACUUGUCGAAUUCCACAAAUUUAGACGCCCCAAGAGAAACUUAAUUGAUUAGCCGUUUUUCUCUCUUUUUCACCAAACUUUACCACCAUCUAUUGAACAAUUUCUGCGACGUGUCGAAACCUUUUCCACCGAAGAAUAAUAAUCAAAGCGUUCGUAAUCCGUAAUCCAUCCAUCGCAUCGUACGGAGACUGCACCAAAACCAAUAGUUUAAUUUAAUCCCCAUUGAUCUUCAUCCGGUCAAUUUCGAAGCACAUUUCGUUUGUGCUUGAAUACCUUCCUUCUUCGACCAAUUCGAAACUACUUCGCGUCGAGGUUCUCCACACUUCAACAACACAUAAAGUUGGUUAAUAAAGGGGAAAGAUUGGCUGAAGGGUAAGAUAUUAUAUCCAUUACUGUCUACUACUCCAUCUACAUUUUGCCUGAAUGUAGUGUGAGUGAAUAAUUCAAAGUUUGGUGACUAACAUGGCUACAUAUAGGAAGCCAGAGAAAUUUGUCGCCAGACAAUUCACCAUGUCUUCGAACAAUACAAGUAUGGCAACCAGUGCGCCACCUGUAGCUGCUACUUCUUCUGCUGAAGUCCCUUCUUCGACUUCUCAAUCAUUAACAUCUACGACCUCUACAUCAAGUGCAAUUGCUAACACAAGUUCAUCGACUACAGUCACAAGUCCUGAUCCUGUAACUCCUGUUUCUAGCAGUAGUAGUGUAGUACUUCCAGUUUCACAACCUUCAACUUCAACCUCAACAACACCAGCACCAACAACCCCAACCCCAACCCCAACUCCAACUACACCGACGCCAACAACUCCAACCCCAACAAUACCAUCAGUGACAACUCCAGUAACAGUUGCAACAACUCCCACUACUUCUGCUGUAGUACCCGCGCCUACCACUCAAAAGACUACUGAAUCGAAGACAACACCCACAACAACAGCCGCGGCCGAUACCCCAACACCCACAGUCGUCGUAUCCGUUGUUACCGUAACGCCAACUGACGGUAUAUCCUCUGGACAAGUCACAACUGAAUAUAUUACAUCUACGCAAGCUAUUACAUCCAAAACAUCUUCCACAUCAACUUCAUCAUCUGCCGCAGUUUCCGGAACAGCCGGUCUUAGCAAUGCAGGAACAGGUAAAUCAGGAAAGUCUGGUAUUGGAAGUGGAGGAACAAUUGCUAUCGCAGUAGUCGUACCUAUUGUUGCAGUUGCUGCAUUAAUUGCUGCUGGAUUGUUCUUUUGGAGGAAACGAAAGCAACGUAAGGAUGCGGAAGAAAUGAGAAGAAAGGAAGUCGAGGAAUAUGGAUACAAUCCCAACAAUGAUCCAACAAUUCCAGCUGUAGGAUCAGGAGGAAGUGAUGGACCAUUCGAAAUGCGUGAAGAAGAAGGAUCUGGUUAUCGUGGAUGGGGUACUACAGCGGUAGCAUCGUCAGGAAGAAAAGCUUCAACAACGUUAUCUGGUGGUCAGUCCGCAGGUGGAAUCGGUAUGGCUUAUUCGGACGGAAACUCACCGACUCAUGCAGUCUCCGAUACUCGAUCUGACAAUCCUUUAGUUGAUCAUCAUGAAGACGAAGGCAUGGGUGCUAUGGGACCAACUUCAGGAGGAAAUCGCGAUAUAAACCGAGGAUUAUCGAAUGCUUCAUCAUCAUACAGUGCUGCCAAUCGAUCAGAUGGAUCAGGUGAAGGUGCAGGUGGAUAUAAUGGAGGUGGACAAUAUUAUGAUCAAUAUGGAGCUGGAAACCCAUAUACUGAUGCAACACCAUAUGGAAGUCCACCAAAUAGAGCCGAUGUUUCGGGACAACCAGUUAUACGUGAUGUAUCAGCAAGGAGGAACACACGAAUUGAAAACCCAUCACAUUACCCAGGUCAACAGAGUGCCGGUAUUUCACAAAACUUUUAAUCAAUUAGGAUGGGAUUUGUAACGAUUUUUUCAUCCAUCUACGCACACACGUUAUUAUAAAAAGUUUCAUUUGGGAAGCCGUGCUCCCGUUAUUUAAUAUGCGGUGGGAAUGAAAAGGGAAUCUUCGGGGCACAGCUUUGUAGUCAUAUUAUAUCACAAUACCAUUAUGGGGGAGUGGAUGGCGUUUUUUCUUUUCUUUUACGAAUGGCCUUUUUUCCCUUUCUUUAGAAGCUAUGAAGCAGCUCUGGCCUUUCUUUUGUUUGGUAUGGUGGUUUGAUGGUUGUUUGAUGGGAGUGAUGGUUUGCUUACGCCUUUACCAGGCGAGGUAGAGGGAUGCGAUGCGAGAGGGAAAAUGGGAUUUGAAGGAAGAUGGGGGUAGUGAAGAACAGGGGAGAGGAGCUGUAGAGGAUCUUGGCAGGUUUGAUAUGAGGGUGUCAUUGUGGAAAGAUACCAAUAGCGAAUGAAGAUACCUAGGUAGUGAAGAGUGGCAUAUACAAAAUGAAAUAAUACAUUUUGAUCCAGGGAGAAUA